Messenger RNA from Westerdykella ornata, 1373 nucleotides. RefSeq lists its product as uncharacterized. Lineage: Eukaryota; Fungi; Ascomycota; Dothideomycetes; Pleosporales; Sporormiaceae. The transcript has 3 exons. The coding region runs from base 165 to 1205 and encodes 346 amino acids. The record is from RefSeq and is a predicted model, not a curated record.
CCAGCGACAUCCAGUCCGAGUCUUCAUGGACCGCAUUCCCAACUGUGCUACCCACAUUCGCGAUUUGUUUGCUUGUUAAGCGAUGGGGAAGUUGUUACUCACGUCCGGGCAAGUGUCCAUAUGUAUUCGUAUUCACAGUUGUUCUUUUCCUUUCUGGUUAUGUCAUGCAGCAAAGAACGGUAUCUAGUCUGCAAGCAGCCAUAAGACCUAAUAAACCGAAACCGUUGCCCAUUCCGAAGCCAGUAGAACCUCCCACACUGGAUGUGAAGUGGGCGAGACCUCUGGGGGCACGACCAGCGGUGGAUGAGUCCGUGGAACAGAUGAUUGCAGCACAGACUCUCGACUGGAGCCGGCUAGGCUAUGUGCAGCUUGUCAGAGAGCAUGGGGAGCUAUGUAGUGCGGUCAUGUUGCUCGCAGACCUGCAUGGUCUGAAGAGCCCCGCAAAGAGACUGCUUCUGUUCCCCAGGGCAUGGUUGAAGAAGAAUGACGAUGAUGCCUAUGACCCUGAUAUGACAACGACGAGAAGACUGCUGCGAACCGCAGCAAGGCGGUAUGGUGUCUCCUUGAUUCCCAUGGAGACCAUCGUGGAUGGCGCAGAUGACUCGUUGCCUUCUUCAUACUCGCUCGCUAGUCUUUAUGCCUUGACAGACUAUGAGCGUCUCAUAUAUCUUCGAGCGCCGGGUACGCUGUUGGACGCAUCAGCUCUGGACUCUUUACUCGCCUUCUCCAAAUCUGAGCCGUUAGCGGCAUAUCCAGCGACACCAGAGCGCAAAGCUCUUUCGACUUCGUUGCUGCUCAUCCACCCGUCUCAAGACGUAUACCGCCAGCUGAAAGAGUUGCGUGUCGCCCAGCCCCUGACCGAUCUCAGCCUAUUCCGGAGGUCAUUUCCCGUACCGGACGCGCUCAUGUCGGAGUGGUCAGUGUCCAUGGGCAACCUGGUGUAUGAGUCGCAGAAGUUGCGCGAGGCAGUUGACGACUUCAAUGCGACGAAAUUCGAGGAGACGACGACUUUCGUGCGGCUCUCGGAUCCCGAAUUGCCAGGGCCAGAGUUCGAUGUCCCGUACUAUCAACGAGUCGAGCUCCGGCCGGAGAAUGAGGAUGCGCGAAGGAUGUGGGACGGCCUCUACGAGCGGUUUCGGCAGCGGCGCAUGGAGGUGUGUGGGCUCGAUCUAGAAUACUGGAGGAAGCCCGUGCUCGAAGCUUGAUGUAAUAGAGCUAAGCCAGCGGCAAUCAUGCAUGCUGUGUAUGAGGAACGAUGAAUGUAGAUAUUUGAAUUCCCCAGCGCCAUGUGCCAUGCGUCGCUGGUCCGGCACGCAACGACGGAAACACGCGCAAGUAGGAAUUCUGAGCUCUCCUGGGCCGUACCAACAACG